This is a messenger RNA of Salvelinus namaycush (lake trout), 2820 nucleotides long. Its product is annotated as ephrin type-A receptor 7-like. The transcript is spliced from 17 exons. Bases 124 to 2820 code for a protein of 898 amino acids. Lineage: Eukaryota; Metazoa; Chordata; Actinopteri; Salmoniformes; Salmonidae. Gene Ontology annotation, cellular component: plasma membrane; neuron projection. The record is from RefSeq and is a predicted model, not a curated record. Gene Ontology annotation, biological process: axon guidance; protein phosphorylation; cell surface receptor protein tyrosine kinase signaling pathway. Gene Ontology annotation, molecular function: ATP binding; transmembrane-ephrin receptor activity; protein binding.
CUGAACUCUAAAGAAACUCAGGCAGAGCUCGGUUGGACGUCGUACCCCUCCAAUGGAUGGGAGGAGAUCAGUGGCGUGGAUGAGAAGUACAAGCCCAUCAGGACCUACCAGGUGUGUAACGUGAUGGAGCCGGCGUUGCAGAACAACUGGCUGCAGACGGGCUGGGUGGCGCGGCGCGGCGGCCAGCGCAUCUUCGUGGAGCUGCAGUUCACGCUGCGCGACUGCAACAGCAUCCCGGGCGUGGCGGGCACCUGCAAGGAGACCUUCAACCUGCUCUACGUGGAGUCGGACAAAGACCUGGGCCAGGUGACCCGCGAGGAGCGCUACACCAAGAUCGACACCAUCGCCGCCGACGAGAGCUUCACGCAGGGCGACCUGGGCGAGAGGAAGAUGAAGCUCAACACGGAGGUGCGGGAGAUCGGACACCUGAACCGGAAAGGGUUCCACUUGGCGUUCCAGGACGUGGGGGCGUGCGUGGCCUUGGUGGCGGUGCGGGUGUACUACAAGCGAUGCCUGGCCACGGUGCAGAACCUGGCUGUGUUCUCCGAUACGGUUGCCGAGGCGGCGUUCGCCACCCUGGUGGAAGUCAGGGGCGCCUGCGUCAACAAUUCCGAGGUGGACACGGACAGCCCUCCCAGGAUGCACUGCAGCGCCGAGGGGGAGUGGCUGGUGCCCAUCGGGAAGUGCAGCUGUUCAGCGGGUUACGAGGAGGGCCACAGCAGCUGUGAAGCGUGUCCCCCUGGCUCGUACAAGAUGUCUUCCAGACAGCAGGAGUGUUUUCCGUGCCCGGCCAAGAGUGUGGCGGAGGAGGAAGGCUCGGUGGUGUGUGUGUGUGAAGAGGACCACUUCAGGACCCCCCUGGACAACCCCUCGGCCCCCUGCACCCGCCCCCCCUCUCCUCCCAAAGACUUGGUCUACACCCUCAAGCAGUCCACCCUGAUCCUGGAGUGGGGCGCGCCAACGGACACGGGCGGCAGGGGGGACCUGACCUACAGCGUGGGCUGCCGCCGGUGCGUGGGGCUGCAGUGUGAGCCGUGCGGUGCCAGCGUGGGCUUCAUGCCCCAGCAGAGCGGGGUGACUGAGCGCACGGUGACCGUGGUCAACCUCAUGGCCAACUCCAACUACACGUUGACGGUCGAGGCCCUCAACGGAGUGUCAGAGCUCCUGCCCAACAAGAGGUUCUACACACAGGUCAACGUGUCAACUAGCGUGCCAGCGCCCUCUCUGGUGAGUGAGUUGCGUGCGGAGAAGAUUGAGCAGCGCAGCCUCACCCUGGUGUGGCGGGAACCGAGCUACCCCAACAACAGCCGCACCGAGUACGAGAUCAAGUACUACGAAAAGGAACAGAAGGACAAGAGCUACUCAACGGUCAAGACGGCCGCCACCCGCAUCAGCGUCAACAACCUCAAGGCCGGCACCACCUACGUCUUCCUCAUCCGCCCCUUCUCCACCCCGACGCUUGGUGAAUUGGCGCUGGCGUCCAGUGAGCAGAACCCAGUAAUCAUCAUCGUGGUGGUGUCUGUGGCCGCCCUCAUCAUGCUGCUCUCUAUGGGAGUGGGCCUGCUCCUCUGGAGAAGACAAUGUGGAUACAGCAAGGCCAGUCAAGAGGGAGACGAGGAGCUCUACUUUCAAUUUAAGAUCCCGACCCGGAGGACCUACAUAGACCCAGAGACGUGUGAGGAUCUGGUGCAGGCUGUCCUCACCUUUGCCAAAGAGCUCGACAACUCCAGCAUCAAGAUAGAGAGAAUUGUACACACAGGUGACUUUGGGGAGGUGUGCCGUGGCUGUCUCAAGCUGCCCAGUAAGCGCGAGCUUCCGGUGGCUAUCAAGACGCUGAGGGCCGGCUGCUCAGAGAAACAGAGGCGCUCCUUCCUCAGCGAGGCCGGGAUACUGGGACAGUUUGACCACUCCAACAUCGUCCGUCUGGAGGGGGUCAUCACCAGCGGUAACACCAUGAUGAUUGUGUUGGAGAGCAUGUCCAACGGGCCCCUGGACUCCUUCCUCAGGAAGCACGAGGGCCAGCUCUCCGUGCUCCAGUUGAUGGACAUGCUGGGGAGCGUGGCCUCUGGGAUGAAGUACCUGACAGAGAUGGGCUUCGUCCACCGCCGCCUGGCCGCCCACAAGGUACUGGUCAACGCCAGCCUGGGCUGCAAGGUGUCCGGCUUCAGACCCCUCCAAGAGGACAAGAUGGAGGCCAUCUACAGCGCAAUGCAUGCGGGGAAGAGUGUGGUGUUGUGGACAGCCCCAGAGGCCAUCCAGUACCACCGCUACAGCUCAGCGUCUGACGUCUGGAGCUUUGGCAUCGUCAUGUGGGAGGUCAUGUCCUACGGAGAGAGACCCUACUGGGACAUGGGCAACCAGGACGUGAUCAAAGCGAUAGAGGAUGGCUUCCGCCUGCCCGCCCCUAUGAACUGUCCACCUCACCUCCACCAGCUGAUGUUGGACUGUUGGCAGAAGGAGAGGACCGAGAGACCCACCUUCAGCCAGAUCCACUCAGCUCUCAGCAAGAGCAUCCGCAGCCCCGACGGCAUCGGAACCCUCCCUCUGGGCUCCUCCAUCUCCCUGGCAGAGCGGACUCUUCCGUCGUUCCCCUCGUUUAACUCGGUAGGGGAGUGGUUGGAUGCGGUGGACAUGGGGCGCUACAAGGACAACUUCACCGCGGCAGGAUACUGCUACCUGGAGUCUGUGGCCCGUAUGACAGUCCAAGAUGUAUUGAGUCUAGGCAUCACCUCUCUGGAGCACCAGAAACAGAUCCUGUCUGCCAUCCAGACCCUUAGAGCCCAGGUCAUCCAGAUGCACGGCAGAGGGGUGCAGGUCUGA